This is a messenger RNA of Fusarium poae, 261 nucleotides long. RefSeq lists its product as uncharacterized. The transcript has 2 exons. The record is from RefSeq and is a predicted model, not a curated record. Gene Ontology annotation, cellular component: extracellular region. Lineage: Eukaryota; Fungi; Ascomycota; Sordariomycetes; Hypocreales; Nectriaceae. Bases 1 to 261 code for a protein of 86 amino acids.
AUGAAGUUCUUCUCAGUUCUUGCCAUCUUCUCUGGCGUCCUCGCUGCUCCUUCUACUCGUGGUGGCGGCGACGAUGAUAGCUUCUUUGAUCCCUGCCCAACUAUCUAUGGCGAGGUUUUGUGCUGUAACCCUGGUGUUGGUAAUUUUGAUAUUAACUGUGUCAAACCUACUAUUGCUCCUACAAGUAUCGAUGACUUCAAGGCCAGUUGCGCCAGUGUUGGCAAGAAUGCCCGUUGCUGCAUUGCCCCUAUAGUAAGUUAA